AUGAUGCAGACGGCAAUAUUAACAAUUAUAUUAAUGUCAUCUGUUGUCACGGUUGAUUUGAAAAACAUCACAUCUAGUAGCACGGGCAGUAUAGAACUUGACGAUGACGCUGAAAUUGAAACAAUUUGUGCCGCAAGAAAGUGCUUAAAAAAGUGUUGUUGGAAAAACGAGUACGUUUCUACUGAUACAUACAGCUGUGAACGUUUCGAUAUGAAUUUGGACUUUUCAAAUGUACCGGUUUACGAUGACUACGAUCAUUAUCAAAAGAUUAGCAAGUCUCUGCGUGAUAUAUUCCUACUGGUGCCUGGGAUGUUUUAUGAAAAACUGACAAAUGAAAAUUCGGAAAAUGAAAUAUUUGCCACAAAUGCGAUAUCAUUGGAGAAUAUCGGCAAGUUCGCAUAUAUGACUGAGAGUGGAAACCUUUAUUACGAGGAACGAAAUUCAUAUAUUAGGUGGAAUAAAGUAGAGUUAUUUUGCGUGGACUAUGAAGUCACGAAUGCCAAUGCUACUGUUCAAUAUUGGGCUGUCUUUAGUUCUAACGUCAAAGAACCUUAUGUCCCGCACGAUUAUUAUUCUUAUGCACUGUUGAUAUCAUCGGUGUUUCUGUACAUCGUGCUGUUGGUUUACAUCAUCCUACCGGACCUGCGGAACCUUGCGGGUUUGAUACUGAUGGCCUACGUCUUUAGCCUAAUGGGUGCUUUCCUGUCUUUGGCAUCUCUAAAGUUAGCGAAUAAAACACAGAGUACAUGCUAUAAUUUAACCGUUGUAAUUUAUUUUUUCUUCUUGUCAACUUUCUGCUGGAUGAAUGUGAUGUCAUUUGAUAUAUGGUGGACUUUUCGGGGAUAUGCAAAGGCUAGGCCAAUACACAGACGGGGAGAAAAAUUCAAAUUCGGCAUGUACUGUAUCUACGCUUGGGGUAUUCCAACGUUAAUGGCUAUCGGUCUAGUCGUAAUUAACAACGCUGAUUUAAGUCAUAUACCUUGGUUCAUUAAGCCCCACCUACUUCAAAAUGGAUGUUUUUUGGGAGGUGUUUAUAAGCUAUUAUACCUGUAUGUUCCGAUGCUAAUAUUGAUAAUAUGCAACUGGAUGUUUUUCCUAAUGACUGCGUUUAACAUUUGGAGAUUAUGUCGUGGCAGCUCCGUGCUAGAGUCUGGGGCUGCUGGUAGCCUUACCGCCCAUCGAUCACAGAGGAAUAGACUUAUGGUGUAUCUCAAAUUGUCUAUUAUAAUGGGGAUAAACUGGUUAAUUGAAAUUGUAAGUUUCAUAACACCAGAUCUAAAAAUAUGGAUAAUCACUGACUCUUACAAUCUCCUGAUCGGUGUUUCUAUAUUUUUCAUUUUCGUAUGUAAGUGGAAAAUUUACAGAACACUUCGGGAAAGGUAUUACGGAUUUGUCAACAAUAAACUGAAACUUAGCGAAGGCAAAUCCAAUCAGCAGCACGCUGGAGUCUAA
This is a messenger RNA of Nymphalis io (European peacock), 1452 nucleotides long. Its product is annotated as G-protein coupled receptor Mth2-like. Gene Ontology annotation, cellular component: membrane. Gene Ontology annotation, molecular function: G protein-coupled receptor activity. The transcript has 8 exons. Bases 1 to 1452 code for a protein of 483 amino acids. The record is from RefSeq and is a predicted model, not a curated record. Lineage: Eukaryota; Metazoa; Arthropoda; Insecta; Lepidoptera; Nymphalidae. Gene Ontology annotation, biological process: cell surface receptor signaling pathway.